Molecule: messenger RNA, 615 nt
Organism: Psylliodes chrysocephalus
Lineage: Eukaryota; Metazoa; Arthropoda; Insecta; Coleoptera; Chrysomelidae
Source: the annotation of a GenBank genome assembly
UUAAAUUUUAAGAAAUAAAAAAGAAGAAGAGAACAGUUUCUAACCUAAAAUUUGCACAAAAAUUUAAAAUAACUAAAUAAAAAUGAGUAUAUUAAAAAAUGUUUUAUUGCAAAAUAUGAAAUUACAGAAAAACAUAACUAGAUCAAUGCAUUUAAGUCCUGCCUGUUUAAAAUCACAGGCAGGAAGAUAUAGAAUAAGUGCGAAGAAGGACUUUCCACUUACAUAUGAAAUGGCAAACCCUCCUCAUCAGAUAGCUCAUAGAAAAUCGUGGAAUUCUUGGAAUACUUCAAAUCUUGAUGGUGGAAUUCGGCCUGCUGAAACAGCAGUAGAAGACAUUUUUGUAAGAAAAUUCGUAACAGGUACGUGGCAAGGUCUUUUUGCUAGCGAAGUCAUUAUAAAAAGACAACAUAAUAUAAUAAGAAUAGCUGGAAUAACGUCUAGAGGAAUUAGUCCGAGAAAAAUGUACUUUUUAAUUGGUUAUACAGAGGAAUUUCUUAGUUUUUGGUUACAGUGUCCAGUUAAAAUGGAGUUACAGACAAUAGCAGAUAAAAAGGAUAUAGUAUUUAAGUACAUAUAAUUUUUGUUUAUAUAUUUCAAUAAAUCAGUAUAAUUUUA